AUGAUCAUCCACUGCCGGCUCACCCGAAGCAUGGCUAGCACAGUGCCUAUGGCGAUUCCUGACGGCGCGUCUGUCAAGGAGAUCGACGAGAAAGACUUCCCAACUAAAGAGCAGCACCAAGAGUUCAAAGGAUGGACCGCUCUGGCGGCCGCAUGCGACCAGCCCAAUUUCAUGGAUCGUUCGAGGGGACAAUCGCUACUGACGCUCACAUCCCAGCAAGAGAAGGGAACUCAUCGGGUAUUAUUUGAGUACUUGCAGACCAGUAUCAUCAACAUACUACCUCGUCUUCAUGAGAUCAUCGCAUGCAUCCCUGGGGCGACACGGGCGAUUCCUCCGACCGUGCAAGAUGAGCUCACUGUCCUGUGCGAAGCGAAAGUAGUCAUUGCGCAAAAUCCGGAACGCAGUGAGCAUAAGGAUGCAGAGGUGGAGCAUCCUUACAAAGUCUUCUUCCAGGCGAAUAUUCCGACGAACAAUCUGCCAGCUUCCGAGGAGCCAAAAGACACUAUCAAGUUCCCUUGGAGCAGAUUUAAUCCUCUAUGCACCCCGUCUUUCGCACAGCACACUGGCGUCGUUGCGGGCUUGCUCAAGAGAGUACAUUCGUCGACAUCAGAUGACGAGUUGGCGAAAGCAUCGGCACAAUUGACCAGCUAUGUCUUCAUGGUAAGCCAUCCCAAAAUGAUGGCGCGGAUGAAGCUAUGCACAGCGAAAAAGACCAGACCACGCAGCUUUUACGAUGUCAUGAGUACCGCACCAGAUGACCUGCUACACGAACAAGCUUGGGAAGUAGACGACAGGCCCAUGUCGCAGCCAUUCCUGUUCAAAGUGCCGAACGAAGGUCAACGACAGAUCAUUGAGGAUUUUUUCGACGGCGAUAGUGAGCACGCGGCAGCUUCAGGAGAAGCGGUCUGGGGUCCACGAGGUCGCAGGAGGUUCCACGCCAUGUUGUCGACUUACCUGCGCAAUGUUCACGGCGCACUAUCUGCCCUGACCAAAGCCAUGGGCUUCAGCAAGACUGCGAAAAUUCCGACUGACGCCGAUUUCGUCGACAAGGUCGCAGACCUUCUUGCGACAGCCAUAUACGCUGUGACAUACCUGACGCUCUUUUACCAAAGAUUCGAUGCGCCUGAUGGCAGUGUCCUGUACAUGCAUCUCCAGUGGCUCGAGAAGAUGCUUCCCAUCGAUGGCAAAUCCACACCAUUCGUCUCCCCCAGAAAGCAGGAUGCAACAGGCACCGACUCUGUACCUGUAACACCGCAGGCUCCCACAUCAGAACCGCUAGGCAUUUCUCCAGUCGUGCAACCAUCAUCACGACUUGAUGAUGAUGAAGACGAUAUCGAUGCGGACCAUGACGAAGCUGAUGAGUUAGAAGAUAUCGGCGCUAGAGUGGCUACUGUCUCUCUGGGAAAUGUCGCCCCGACCGAGUUUGAACAGGCUGGCUGGGCCGCAGCGGCCAAGAAGUCUCUGGACCUAAUCUGUCUACAUGACUGGAGCAUUGUACAGCUCACAACAUUUGAAGCAGUUAACAAGACCCGGAGGGAGGAGAAAAUCUCGGAGCGUAUCGACGAGGCCGUCAUCGCCGUGGUGGAAGUCAGACAGGGAAAACUGGACGAACAGCAAAAGCGCGCAUCCUACGAAGAGUGUAUCAAAAAGAUUGAGGGCCGCCUGCACACCGACAUGCAAAAAGCCAUCGAGGCCGAAGGAGAUGGUGCUGAGUACUCGAAGGAAGAUGUCAGCAAGACGCUCGAGAGAUUCAUCAACGCACCCUCAGAGACCAGACGUGGCCAGGCCUUCGACAUAACCACAGAAUGGAUUACACACUACUUUGGUGGCACUUAUCACGCGGAAACCAUCCUGAUGGCUCUCUGGGCGUGUGCUAAGGAUCCCUCAAUAGCUCAAGGCAUGACCCAGGAAUGGUUGAACUGCAACAACAUUUUCGCGGUCAAAGCAGACCUGUUCAAGAUGCUGGAGACACCGCUGGCGAUCAUCCCGGUGUCCAAGCGGUGUUGCCUCUCUUGCUGGAAGUUCUGUGAGGUACUUUCAGGCAGCGAAGAUUUUCCCGAGGCCCAGAAACUGAUCAUGCUUGGGUACCACACAACAUCGUCUGCAUCAGCACUGCCACCUUUCGUGCCCGUCGACAUGGCCAAGCAGUGUAUCGAGCAUGCAGAAAAUCGUGCUUAUGAGAAAGUCUUGCAGUUCCUCAAGCGAGAGCGAUUAGUGGAAAUGCCUACAAAGUCGUCCAGCAGUGAUCCAGAGAGAUCGACUCCAAGCAAGCGUGCGGCUCCAGCCUCGAGAGCUAGUCUGCCGAAGUCGAAGAGACGCAAACUCGAUGUCGGCACACCGUCUCCGUCAUAA
Molecule: messenger RNA, 2352 nt
Organism: Fulvia fulva
Lineage: Eukaryota; Fungi; Ascomycota; Dothideomycetes; Mycosphaerellales; Mycosphaerellaceae
Exons: 3
Coding region: 1-2352 (783 amino acids)
Source: RefSeq, a predicted model, not a curated record